AUGCCCGGGGGUAAAGCCACCACCGUUUCACCUUCACUUCCCCGCCGACAUCGCCGUGGCUUGACCCGCAGUGCCGCUGCUUGUGAGCGCUGCAGGCGUCGUAAGCAAAAGUGUGAUGGGAGAACUCCAACAUGUGGUGCCUGCGAAGCUGUGGGCGCAUCUUGUAUCCCCUCCGAACGCCUAGUGGUACGACCGGCCCAUCCAGAAUGCCAAUGUGACAGGUUGCGAGGUCAGCUGGAGACUCUACAGCUUCAGUACGACACCCUGUCACAGCAAUUUGAAGAGUUCCGACGACAGGCGGGUGGAGAGAUUCCCCUGCGCAACUCUCAUGCACCGGAUGUAUCAGGAUUAUCGUCUUCGGGAACCAUUUCCGUCUCCAGACGCCAUGUCUGUUCAACUACGCCCGAGGAGUUGCGGAAGCAGAACUUACUCUUCAAAUCCGACAUCCCUUACACCGGUCGCAUCCUUCGGCCAACCUUUCCCCAGAGGACAAGGGUUAGAGAUACGAACGGGAGUGCUCUCAGUAGCGCAUGGAGACUCUGGGGAGAUGACACAAGACCCAUAGAAACUCCCUUACCCUCCACUACUAUCCCGGACUUGGAUGCAGAGGCGUACAUGAACGUGGCCGGAACAUUCUUCGAUCGUAGAUGGCCCUAUUUACCUGUCCUGCAUCGGCCUACCUUCCUUCGGGAGCAUCUAUUACCCUUUCUGAGUAGGAAAGCGUCGAGUGGCAUAUCAAUGUUUUUAGUGAACAUUGUCUGCGCAAUUGCCACCGCCGAGAAGCCGUUAGAUCAGGAAGGGAGUACCCCCAGUCAUCGGGUGUUUUUUCACCGAGCGACCCAGGACCUGCACCGUGUCAUAGGGACGGGCGACUUUGAAUGCGUGCAGUGCCUUUUGCUUCUCUGUAUGUACGGCCAUAACGAACCACAGUCCGUCAACCUGUGGUACACCUCGGGUCUCGCCCUCCAAUUAGCCAUCGGAAUCGACCUGCAUCGGAAGGAAAGUCUGAUGGGACGAGACGUUUUAUCUGCAGAGAUGGUUAAGCGGGUCUUCUGGUGUGCGUAUGUGACGAAUUGCAUCAUGGCAAUCAAUAUGAGUCGCCCUUUAGGCAUCCAGGGGUCGGAUAUCACAAUGCCCUUACCGCUGCAGCUGACGGAUGAUGAAUUGGACGAUUCACCUGCGGCACUAGACCAUGCCAGUAUAGUACCCCAAGUGUCGGACACCUCGACCUUCAUUCAUAUCAUCCGGUUACGGAAGAUCAAUGCGGAUAUCUACAACUCCUUUCAUUCCAUCGGCCAGAGGCGACCUGAUGCUGAAGCACUGGAGAGCAGGCGAAAACAGUAUUUUUCCGAGCUCAACCACUGGGUCUCUACUGCUCCGCGGUACAUGCAGACCCUCUCCACUUUCCAAUCCCCUCACUGGUUUCAGAUCGCUUUCCAUCACGCGGUCUUGACCCUCAAUCGUCCAUCUCGGGCAGCGCCUAUGCCGUCAUAUGAGAACCUGCGCAUCUGCAUCGAGGCCGCCAUCGGACUGAUCAGCUCUUACAGCGCUCUAUACGCCAUGAAUCGCAUCAGAUACACAUUUGUGGCUAUCCAUGCGCUUUUCAUGGCAGCCCUGACCAUGCUCUAUGCCCUACGGGCCUCCCCGCCACUACGUCACGAGUUAACCAGGCCGGUUGUGCAGACGAACAUCCUCACUUUUCUGACCCUGUUCCGCGGCAUAUCCAAUGGCCGCGUCGUCGGGGAGAAAUGCUCUAAAAUCGUUGAGCGGCUGGGGAACUGCAUCCUGACUCUGUUUGAUGACGCCACUGCUGCGAGUGUUGAUGUUGAUACCGAGUUCCAGUCGUGGUUUGGUCUUCAAAGCCAUGCGUUCGCUGGCUCGGCGCAGAGCAUGUCCGUAAGCGAGAUGGAGAACAAAUCUCCUCAAUACCCGGAUGCAAGGGUUGAUAUUCCGUGGAGCGAUCUGUUCCUCGAAGGUAUAGACAUAGGUUCGACUGACGUGUGGGGCUUUCUGACUUGA
This is a messenger RNA of Aspergillus ibericus CBS 121593, 2019 nucleotides long. Its product is annotated as Zn(II)2Cys6 transcription factor. Gene Ontology annotation, biological process: DNA-templated transcription; positive regulation of transcription by RNA polymerase II. The coding region runs from base 1 to 2019 and encodes 672 amino acids. Gene Ontology annotation, molecular function: DNA-binding transcription factor activity, RNA polymerase II-specific; sequence-specific DNA binding; zinc ion binding. The record is from RefSeq and is a predicted model, not a curated record. The transcript has 2 exons. Lineage: Eukaryota; Fungi; Ascomycota; Eurotiomycetes; Eurotiales; Aspergillaceae.